Molecule: messenger RNA, 3017 nt
Organism: Cimex lectularius (bed bug)
Lineage: Eukaryota; Metazoa; Arthropoda; Insecta; Hemiptera; Cimicidae
Gene: haf
Product: leucine-rich repeat and fibronectin type III domain-containing protein 1-like protein
Exons: 9
Coding region: 16-2868 (950 amino acids)
Cellular component (GO): plasma membrane
Molecular function (GO): protein binding
Source: RefSeq, a predicted model, not a curated record
AUACGAAAGAGAGACAUGCACUCGGGUCUGAAAAUCGGCACGGGUUGGAAAGCAUGGAAUGUGGGCGAUUCAAGUGCAAGGCCGAAAUUAUCAGUCCGUGUUAUCCCCAGGUCUUGGGCAGAAUCUUUGAUAAUCGUCCGGGGUGGAAGGGGGCUCGUCCAGGAGGAGGUAGACGUACCGCGAUCAGUCUGUGUUGACGGUUUGCACGUGGAAGACUCCCGACUCAUGGGAUACCGGUAUAAGAUUGAAAUGACGGGAGGCGUUUUGUUGAUGGUGGUCGGGUUCUGUCUGGCAGCCCAAAGCGUUGAAGUUUCAGGGCAGUGCCCUUGGGAUCAUCAAGUCACUGAUCUUCAGUCGUCAUGUAUCUGUGCUUACAACUUGCUUCAGCAGCUGUCAGUACAGUGCGACAUGGUAGACUUCACUCAACUUCUGAGGUCUUUAGAUAAAUUCAGCAGGGCACAACCUAUUGAUUUACUUUAUGUAAACAAUAGCUCGAUUAAAGCGUUAGCCUCUGGGGGGUUCAAAAAUCUCAGACUGACCAAUCUGCAGUUAUCAAGCUGUAGGAUCAAGACUAUCUCAAUUGGUGCAUUCGAAGGCCUUCAUGCGACUUUGAAGAAUCUUUAUCUACAAGAUAAUGAGAUUGAAGAAAUACCAAUUGAUGCACUUAGGCCCUUAAAAAAUCUAACUACUUUAGAUCUUUCAAAGAACAAAAUUCUAAAAGUGCCAGAUAAUGCUUUUGCAACCCUUGAAAAUUUGGCGACAUUAAAAUUAAAUGACAAUAAUUUAACAGUAGGAAGAAAUGCAUUUAAUGGCCUGGAAGCAUCCUUAAAAAAUCUAAAUUUAAAAGCGACAAGACAGAAGAAAAUGCCUGAAGCUGUCAGAAAUUUGAGAACACUAGCUUUCCUCGACUUAGCUCAGAACGCCAUAAGAGAGCUCCCAGGUCCAAGUGGUGCAACAAUAAUGGAUGGUCUUAAUUCACUCACAGCCCUAAAUCUUGAGAGGAAUGUAAUCCAAACUAUUAGUGACAAUGCUUUUGUGGGAAUAAGCGAUACUUUGAGUUCACUCAGCUUACUGAAUAAUUUACUAACAGACUUCCCUACAGGAGCACUUAGGCCUCUGUCAGAACUUAGAGUUUUGGACAUUGGGUUCAAUUUACUCACAGAACUGCCAUUAGAUGCUUUUGUCGGAAAUCCUUCAUUGACACUCUUAGCACUCGAUGGCAACCCUUUAUCAACAGUGCCUGGUCCAGCAAUUGCACACCUUAAUAACACCUUGAGAGGGCUUUCACUGGGAGGACGAUUUCUGCAUUGUGACUGCAGGCUACGAUGGGUGUCACAGUGGAUAAGAAGGGGUGAUCUUCAAGUCACUUCAAGGGAAAGAAACCCUCAAUUUUGUGGUUCACCUCCAGGUUUAGUCGACAAGAAUUUUUACAAUGUUGAACCUGAAGAACUAGUAUGCUCUACGAGUAAACCAGGAAUUGCCACUGCUGUUGAUGAUAGUGAAGAAGAAGCCAUACCUUUAGAAAUAGGUGUUGGUGUUGGUUAUGUUGAACCAGCAACCACUACAACAACUACCACAUCAACAACAACAACCACAACCAUACCUACUACUACUGUUGUAACUACAACCUCGACUACUACACCAAAACCAACAACCACACAAAAAUCAACAACACCAAAGCCAAGAAUCACACAAACCACACCUUCAAGGAGAGGUAGUGUUGUGCUGUCGAGGGGCACUACUUGGCCACAGCAAAACAGGCCUCCACUUGUUCUCGGUCACCAUCCCAGGGUUCCUCAAGAUGUUAUCGUUCGCACAGCACAUCGGCAAGAUAAUUCUGUUAUAAUACAAUGGGACUCAGAAACAGCAAAUAUUCUUGGUUUUAGAGUAGUUUACAGAUUAUUUGGUGAUAAAAGUUUUAAACAAGGACCUCCAUUAGAAGCCAGUGAAAGAGAGUUCAAAAUCAAAAAUGUCCCUUCUCAGGAGUGUAUUGUUGUUUGUGUAGUAUCAUUAGAGGAAAUAAAUGUGGCUCCGGACACUGUUCCGUACUCCCAGUGUAGGGAAGUGCGUACCGUCAAUUUACCCACAAACAAUAUGGACAAAAUCACGAUUGCAGCGUCAGCAGCCAUUUGCGGCACAGUUGUAAUAGCUGUUAUUAUCUUUGUUGCGACAUCCAGGAGGAGGACGAGAAAACUUCAUACGCUAGAUGGUGGAAGUGGAGGACACUCUGGGAAAAUGGGUUUGCCUGUCGGUGGGCUCCCUGUCGCUUGUUGCCCGGCAUCUAGUCCUGGUCCUUUGUCUUCCCUUGCAACAUUAAACGCAUUCACAUCGCACAAAGACUGGGACCAAGUGUCUGUCUACUCCAACAGAAGUCUUUCAAGACCAAGAGGGGUCUAUCAUGUCACCGAUAGACAAGGAUCAAUUUCAAGAGGUGGGUGUGUAAAUGAUGAAUUGAGAUACGGAGGACCUGGGCAUAAAUCCAAACCAAGAUCUGUUGCUGACGGUCAGUCCCAGCAUAGUUUCUCGAAUAGCUCAGGAAGAUUUCUUAACAGUGGAGCUUUUACAUCGGGGCUUGUCAACUCAAGGCCAGAGCUAAGGCAAUCUCGCCAGUCAUUGGCCGUUUCUGACAGGAUGAGCCGUGUGAGCUACCCAGCCAAUGCAGCACACAUACACCAGCAGUCGCAGCAACAGCGCAGAAGGUCACGCAACCAAAGAGAACAUACGAGACCUUCAAGCCGAUACUCAACAGCAGGAUCGACCCACACUCUUAACUAUUGUGGUGAUACUUCAGACAACUGGACUGACCAUGAUAUGGACAUUUACAUGGCAAGGAAUCCUACUGCCAGGGGGGGUCUUGUUCCUUUAUGAAAUUAAGUCAUAUCUAAAUUGAGUGAAAUUUUUUAUCAAGAAUUCAAAUGACAAACGUACGAUGAAUACAUCAUAACUAAGCAACAUUUUGUUUGAGAUCAUAUCAAUUUAAAAGAAAAAUCAAUGAACAAUCUCAAUAUAAUCUCAUU